AAGUUCAGUGCAGUGCAUGCAACAGUUUCAGUCAUCUGCUGGCUACCUGCUCUGCUAUAGACACUACUCUUCUCAUACCUGCACGUAGGUAGCUGCAGAUAAGCAGCAGCGAUCGAAGAUGGCGAAGCAGGGUGCCGCUUCCAUGCUCGCACUGGCAUUGCUUCUGGGAACCUUUGCAGCCAUCCCUACAGGCGUGCAGUCCAUCGGCGUGUGCUACGGCGUGAACGGCAACGGCCUGCCGUCGGCCGGCGACGUCGUGCAGCUCUACCAGUCCAAGGGCAUCAACCUCAUGCGCAUCUACUUCCCCGACAGCAACGCGCUCCAGGCGCUGAGCGGCUCCAACAUCGGCGUCAUCAUGGACGUGCCCAACGACAAGCUCGGCAGCAUCGCCUCCGACCCCAACGCCGCCGCCGGCUGGGUCCGGGACAACGUCCAGGCCUUCUCUGGCGUCUCCUUCCGCUACAUCGCCGUCGGCAACGAGGUCGCCGGCGGGGACACCGCCAACAUCCUCCCCGCCAUGCGGAACAUCAACGACGCCCUCAACAACGCCGGCCUCGGCAGCAUCAAGGUGUCCACGGCCGUGCAGAGCGGCGUCACGCAGGGGUUCCCGCCGUCGCAGGGCAGCUUCUCGGCGGGCCACAUGGGCCCCAUCGCGCAGUUCCUGCAGAGCACCGGCGCGCCGCUCCUGGCCAACGUCUACCCCUACUUCUCCUACGUCGGGAACCAGGCACAGAUCGACAUCAACUACGCGCUCUUCACCUCCCCAGGCACCGUCGUGCAGGACGGCGGCAACGCCUACCAGAACCUCUUCGACGCGCUCGUCGACACCUUCUACUCCGCACUCGAGAACGCAGGGGCGGGGAGCGUCGGCAUCGUCGUGUCCGAGAGCGGCUGGCCGUCGGCGGGGGGCGACGCGGCUAGCACGGACAACGCGCGGACCUACAACCAGAACCUCAUCAACCAUGUCGGACAGGGCACGCCCAAGCGCCCCGGGGCAAUCGAGACCUACAUCUUCGCCAUGUUCAACGAGGACCAGAAGCCCGGAGCCGAGACGGAGAAGCAUUUCGGCUUGUUCAACCCGGACAAAUCGCCGGUAUACGACAUCAAUUUCUGAGCGACGGACGGACGGAUUGAUGAUACUACAGCUACAGGAACAAGAUCAUAAUGAGAUAUGUAUAGAAAAUACAUACUACUACACACAUCACACCGCGAUACUUAAAAUUUGAUGAAUAAGCUGCCUGUAAAAUGCAAAGUGCAUCCAUGUAAGGCAAGCACUUCAAAUAAUGGUUUCAAGAUGAAUAAAAAGCAUCAAUUAUAUAUUGCAAGAUACUAA
Molecule: messenger RNA, 1333 nt
Organism: Setaria italica (foxtail millet)
Lineage: Eukaryota; Viridiplantae; Streptophyta; Magnoliopsida; Poales; Poaceae
Product: glucan endo-1,3-beta-glucosidase, acidic isoform
Exons: 2
Coding region: 119-1114 (331 amino acids)
Biological process (GO): carbohydrate metabolic process
Cellular component (GO): plasma membrane
Molecular function (GO): hydrolase activity, hydrolyzing O-glycosyl compounds
Source: RefSeq, a predicted model, not a curated record